Drosophila persimilis is the source of this 630-nucleotide messenger RNA. RefSeq names its product fork head domain transcription factor slp1. The transcript is spliced from 2 exons. Gene Ontology annotation, biological process: regulation of transcription by RNA polymerase II. The coding region runs from base 1 to 630 and encodes 209 amino acids. Lineage: Eukaryota; Metazoa; Arthropoda; Insecta; Diptera; Drosophilidae. Gene Ontology annotation, molecular function: sequence-specific double-stranded DNA binding; DNA-binding transcription factor activity. The record is from RefSeq and is a predicted model, not a curated record. Gene Ontology annotation, cellular component: nucleus.
AUGGAUACGACCACAAGACCACAAGUGUUCCAGUCCAGCUUCUCCAUCCGCUCGCUGCUCUCGGAGAAGGGCGAGGAGUACUGCCUCCAGCCGUCCAGCCCCAGUCAUUCGUGCAACAGCUCCGAGGAGGCCUCCUCCGAUGAGAGCCACACCCACUCGAACUCGCACUCGUCCAGCGGCAGUGUCACCACCAGCCCCACAAUAGGCGGUGACAAGGACGCCAGCAAGCCGGCCUUCACCUACAGCGCCCUCAUCGUGAUGGCCAUCCGCAGCAGCCCAGAGAAGCGACUGACCCUCAGUGGGAUCUGUAAGUGGAUAGCCGACAGCUUUGCCUACUACCAGAACCACAAGAGCGUCUGGCAGAACUCCAUCCGGCACAACCUCAGCCUGAAUCCGUGCUUUGUGCGGGUGCCGCGUGCCCUGGACGAUCCCGGACGGGGCCACUACUGGGCACUGGAUCCCUAUGCCGAGGAUCUGACCAUUGGCGAGACUACGGGUCGCCUGCGACGCAGCCACACAGCCUCAGCCGGCCAGCAUCUACUAGGACGCUCCAAGGCGGCUCAUCCCUACCAGCAGCAGAUGCAGCUCUAUGCCCACUCCAUAACGCAACAGCAGCAGAAACAUCAAUGA